This is a messenger RNA of Colletotrichum truncatum, 459 nucleotides long. RefSeq lists its product as uncharacterized. The record is from RefSeq and is a predicted model, not a curated record. Lineage: Eukaryota; Fungi; Ascomycota; Sordariomycetes; Glomerellales; Glomerellaceae.
AUGCGCUUCAACCUUUUCUUCCUCUCGGCUCUGGCCGCCACGUGCACCGCCGUCGCCAUCCCUGAGCACGACUUUGUGCCCGACUACUCUCACAACAUCUCCCCCGUACCAAGAGGCAUCCUUGACAAGCGUGACUCUUACGACUGCAAGGGUAGCUCCAUGUGCUCUUCCUUAAAGGUUGCCGCCUGCGAUGACGCUGUGAACAACAAGCUCAUCCGUAACGAUGACGUGAACUACGGUGCCCCCGGCAGUGGCAGAUCCCGCACCGGAGCUUGCUCCAACGUCUUCGGCGGCUACGGAUGCGGUAUCUUCAUCCAGGGCAAGUCUGGCUGCGCUCGCACGGGCAACCAGAUGUGGUGGGACUACCAGGACAUUCGCAACAACAACUGCCGGGUCUGCGGCUCCAAGCACUGGGGCGAUGGCUGCUUGACUACCAUCAACUACGUCUCCAGCUGUUAA